Messenger RNA from Hemibagrus wyckioides, 5743 nucleotides. RefSeq names its product syntaxin binding protein 6 (amisyn) (gene stxbp6). Gene Ontology annotation, cellular component: plasma membrane; exocyst. Gene Ontology annotation, biological process: exocytosis; regulation of SNARE complex assembly; Golgi to plasma membrane transport. The transcript is spliced from 8 exons. The coding region runs from base 292 to 1167 and encodes 291 amino acids. The record is from RefSeq and is a predicted model, not a curated record. Gene Ontology annotation, molecular function: phosphatidylinositol-4,5-bisphosphate binding. Lineage: Eukaryota; Metazoa; Chordata; Actinopteri; Siluriformes; Bagridae.
UAGCAGCGGCACAGCGCGUGCGUUCACACAACUCAGUACACACACACACACACACACACACAGAGUCAGCGGGGAGCUCGGAAGCGCACGAGCAGCGAGUCGGCAGCAGAAAAAGUCACGUUAAAAGCCAACAGAACCGAAAUGCGAGUCUCGAAUUCGACGAGAUAACAGCGUCCAGACUUUUGGAAGUCGCUGGACUCAUCCUGAGCGCGAGCCUGUGAGAAAACUGCACGCUACGGGUGAAGAGCUCGGAACCAUCUUUCUUAGUUUGUAACACUUAUUUCGACAACAAUGACUGCCAGGUCAGCCAUCAACAAAGAGAUCUUUAUCCCACACAAUGAGAGGAUGUUGGCAGCCGUGCAGGUGAAGAGGAGGACUAAGAAGAAGAUUCCCUUCCUGGCUACAGGUGGCCAGGGCGACUACAUGACUUUCAUCUGUCUGUCAGUGACUAACAAGAAGCCAACUGAGAUCUCUAUCACAAAAGUGAAGCAGUUUGAGGGCUCUUCCUCUUUUGUCAGAAGAUCCCAGUGGAGUCUCGACCAGCUGCGGCAGGUGAACGGCAUUGACCCUAACAGGGAUUGUCCAGAGUUUGACCUGACCUUUGAGAACGCUUUUGACCAGUGGGUAGCCGGCUCAGCUGGUGACAAGUGCAUGUUCGUGCAGGUCCUACACAACACAUGCCAGCGCUACAGUGCAGAAAGAAAACCAGAGUUUGUCAACUGCCAAUCCAAACUGCUGGGAGCAGAAGAUCAAUCAGUAAAUACAGUCGUUUUCCGUUGCAAGAUCUUUUUGCACAGAAUGAGGAAGACAGUUAUGUCAGACCCAGGUGUCCUACUUCACGCAGGACAGACUAGAUACAAGAAGAUGGUGUCUAGCUAUAGUCUAGAUGGUCGUCUUGUGAACUUGGACAGCACGAUUCUUUUCCAGAGACAAAACUCAAAAGCCAAGACAAACAGUAGAGAUUAUUGGACAGCAGCCUUGUGGGGUAACAGCAUCCUGCAUUCUGCAGCUGACAGCGUGAGUAGUGCGGUGCAGAAGGCCAGUCAGGCACUGAACGAGCGUGGCGAGAGACUGGGUCGUGUGGAGGAGAAAACUGGAGACAUGAUGAACAGUGCUCAGCAAUUUGCUGAUACUGCACAUAAGCUGGCCAUGAAGCACAAGUGUUAAGCUGCGCCAAAUCAGUUCCACCAAAGGGUUCUGCCAUCAACGCUCAGACACGCAUCGAGGGGACGGAUUCUAGAAAUUAUUCUUUAAACAAAAAUUUAACACUAGUAUUAUGACUUAAUGCUGUGUUUAUUGUUUUUCUUUUUCUGUUUUUCUUUUUUAUUUUUAACACAUCUUCCUGGUGUUUCCAGAAGAGUAGUUCAAGCUGGGGGUAAAAGAUGUCUGGCCCAGUGACUGUGUGUGAUGAAAAAGCAGCUAGGGCUUUUAUCUUUUCAGAAGCCUCUCUUCUGGAUCCUUUCACAGAGGGAAGAAGUGCAGAGAUUCCUGGUUACAGGAUUUUCUUACUGAUGGAAACGGGGUACUGUGUUACAUUUAGGGCCAGUUAAACUGGAUGUACAGAAGACCAUUUUUAGCCAUUGCCUAAGGGUAUGAUUUAAUAAUCUCUUCUCCCACAAUACAUUUCAUACCAUCAGUGAGCUCUAGUUCACGUGGAGAGUACUGAAAGUUGCUUAGGCAUAAUGUAACCAUUUUUAUUAUAUAUUAUGAAAAUACUCAUAUUUUUCAAAUCAUGAAAUUAGAAAAUAGAAUAAUAAUAGAAUUUGAAGCUGAAAUAAGUGCUUAACAACGUGUGUAGUUGCAAAUCUGAACUUACUUUUAAAUCAAAUGCAGUGGCUUUUAUUUUGGUUUAGAUAUUGUUUUUCAUUUAUCAAUAGAUUACAUUCAAAUGGAGUGCAAAUGUUCCAGUUUUAGCUUCAUAAAGGGGAAUUCAUUAUCAUGUAAACAGGGGAGGUAAGAAGUGUUCACAGCGGGCCCUUGCUUGUGAGAAACUCAUGAGAAAUAAUUACUGACCCUUACGAAUUCACACCACAGUUGCCAUUGAUGUUAUUCUACUUUACAGCAGUUGUUGGGUAUUAAGUGGCGACAGUUAGCAUAGUUCAGCAGUAAGUUGUGUUAUAUACUAAUCACGGUGCACUGCCACUACCAAUAAGCUUUUAAUGGUGUAAGUGACUCUCUUUAUUCCGUAACCGUACGUGAUGUUACAUGAUUGAUUUUGCUUGUAUGGGUGAAUCGAGGUUAACUUUUGAUUAAAUCAUGCGCAAAAUACAUCAUUCCAAGUUGAUCCUCAUGUAAAACGACUUAGCUUAGAUAUUUUUAAGAAUUUGUAUAACAUGUUUGUGAACCACAGGGCACCUCUGUUUUAUUGGCUAGCAAUAUUUUGUGGCUUUCAAAUAGUACUUAGUAACUGUAGCUGUUUACAUAAUAGCAGAUUUCAUUACAGACAGCAGCUUACCGAGUCUGAGGUGCUCGAUUAUCUCGUCUUUAUUUUUAUUUUUUUUCAGUUCGGCAUGCAGUUAUGGUGCACUGAAAUCUUUAUCACCACCAUUCAGAAAUAACACAGUGGUCAUUAUUCUAUUAGAAAUGGAAACAUGUCGAAUGCAUAGGUAAUAUCAGCCGGCUCUCAUUUCCAACUGCAUGAUUGUUCAUGUUUUCUUAAAUAUCAUCACUGAUUUAACACAAUUCAUUUCCAGACACACCCUCUUUUACAGAUUUGUCCUAUAAAAACAUGUUUUAAAUCGACCAUGCUAGCAGCGCUUAGGUUUUAAACCCUGUGAAUGUACAGUUUAUUGUUCUGGUUUGCAUUAUUAUUAUUAUUAUUAUUAUUGGAAAAAAUAUGUUGGAUUGAUAUUAAUAUUAGAUGUUGAGUUUAAUGGUCACUUACAGAAAAGUUCUCCGGGUCCAGCGCUGGAGGACCAACAUUGUGAAGACUUUAAAUAUGGAUAAAUAUUUAAGAGAAGUCAAAUUGCACAAUUUAAAUCAAAUUUUGACCUUUAUAGGUGAAAAGAAAGACACAUUCCUGCUAACAGUGCUAACAGUAAAGAAGGUGAAAAGUGUUAGAUAUCCAGCACAACCUGUUGAUUUAGUCCCAAUAGUAGUGCCUUUGUCAAAUAUAUUUUUACAUUUUGUUUUCUGUAGCAUAUGCUUUAUGUGUAAACCUUUUUUGUUUGUAUUGUGUAUUCUGAUUUCUAUUCCAAAACCAGUUCCUCAUUAAUGCCAUUUAAAAUAAUCAUAGUAUUGUUUUUAUAUGGAGUUUUACAUCUAAAUCAUGUUACUAGUGAAUGUGAGACAUAGUGCAUAUGUUCACAUGAUAUGUCAUAACUGUAAGGAAUGUGGCAUCUCAUUUAUUUUUUUAAAAGCUCCUUCCAAGUAUCUCUCUCCAAAUACAUGACAUGAGUGAUGCGCCUGUAGUGUGUAAAUAAAAAUUCCUUGACCUUCCUGGCUUGUGAUUUCUCCGAUAAAAUUUCAUUUCCAUUUCCCUCCAUGCUUUUUUACUUUAUAUAACAGAAAUAGUGGAAAUUUGAAGCAAUCAGGGAUUCAUGCAUCAUUUAUUUCUUUCUAUUUGUAUUAUUUUUAUUUAUUUGAAAUGUCUUAGUGUUUGCCAAAUGUCUGUAUGUCAGAGCGUCUCACUAUCUGUUAUGAUAUUUGUAUUGUGGCGUUUCAGUGUUAAUGGCAUGCUGUUCUCCAUGUCUUUGUGUUCUUGUUAAGGGCUUUAGUCAUAUUAUUUUGAGGAGUUUCUUUUACAUAUUGAAGAGUAACAGGAACCCAGUUCUACCAGUGUUACCAUGUUAUGAUAGUUACUUAGUUGCAGCCUGUUUUCCUAUGAUUCUGAAUAAUUUUCACUUAAAUAUACACUGAUCAGCCGUAACAUUACAAUCACUGACAGGCAAAGUGAUUAACAUUAUCUUGUUACAGUGCAACCUGCCAAGCGGUGGGAUGUAUUGGGCAGAAGGUGAACAGUUAGUUCUCAAAGUUGAUGUGUUGGAAGCGGGAAAAAAAUAGGCAAGUGUAAGGAUCUGAGUGAGUUUGUUAAAGGCCAAAUUGUGAUGCUUUGACCACUGGGUCAGAGCAUCUUCAAACAGCAGGUCUUAUGUGAUGCUCCCAGUAUGUAGUGGUUAGUACUUACCAAAAGUGAUACAAGGAAGAACAACUGGACAAGUUGAGGACAGGGUCACGGCCACCCAAGUUUGAUGGUUGUGGGGAACAAAGGCUAGCUUCCUGGUCCAAUCCCACAGAAAAGCAAAUGUAGCAAAAAGUUCAUGCUGGAUAUGAUAGAAAUGUUUCAAAACUCACAGUGCAUCACAGUUUACUGUGUAUGGGGCUGCUUAGCUUUAGACUGGUCUAAGGGCCCAUACUGUGCUCUGUCCAUUGCCAAAAGGAGCUACAAUGGGCAUGUGAGCAUCCGAACUGGACCACAGAGCAAUGGAAGAAGGUGACGUGGUCUGAUGAAUCACCUGGAUGGACGGGUGCAUGUGCAUGCCUUACCCAGGGAAGAGAUGGCACCAGGAUGCACUAUGGGAAGAAGGCAAUUUAGCAGAUUCUUUGGGCAAUAUCUUUCUGGAGUUCUGGUAUUCAUGUGGAUGUUACUUUGGCACGCAUCACUUACCUAAACACUGUUGUAGACUUGGUACACCUUUUCACUGCAGCAGUGGUCUAUAAUGGCAGUGUCCUCUUUCAGCAGGUGAAUGCUCCCUGCCAUACUGCAAAAAUUGUUCAGGAACGGUUUGAGGAACAUGACAAAGGGUUCAAGGUGUUGACUUGGCCUCUAAAUUCCCCUGAUCUCAAUCCAGUCAAGUAUCUGUGACAUGUGCUGGACAAACAAGUCCGAUCCAUGGAAGCCCCACCUCACAACUUUACAAGACUUAACAGAUCUGCUGCUAACGUGUUGGUGUGAGAUACCACAACACACCUUCUACGCCCUGACCUUAUGUUUUGGCAGUACAUGGAAGACCUACACAAUAUUAGACAGAUGGUUUUAAUGUUACGGCUGAUUGGUGUAUAGUAUUCUGUUUUCAUUAUAUUCUUGCACUGUCUUUUUAAACAGUUUCCAUUCCAUUAAUUCCAUUUCUAACUUCAAUCCCUUCAGAUUGUUUCUGUUCCUUGCUUGAAUAGCACCUGCCAUAGGAGCUGGUGAAAAGUUUUACAGAAAAGGGUCACGAAAUAAAUAAUCCCAAUAGUAAAAUUGAGCUUUACAUUAUUCUGUUUUGUUGGACCGUACCAUUAAUUUUUUCUACUGAGUGCAAAUGUGUUGUGUCAAAUCUGCGACACUGAAAGGAUGCGAUUCUCACCGCAAAGUUUUGCCAAAGAUAGUCACUGUCGAAAUAAAUAAAUCCACAUUUUCAUAGCUUCGGAACUAAAACUGCUGAUUGAAUGUCUAUGGGCAAAGUUUAAUCUCGGAUUUUAAUAUUAAUAGCAACAAAUGUACCUUUAAUUUGGGCAUAUUUACCUUUAAUGUAAUGCUGUGCUGAAGUUUAAAAAAAAUAAUUUCAGGAUUUAAAAGUGAUGUGGCAAUAAAAAGCCUGAAAAUAACUAAUAGCCCAUUAACGUCAAUAUCCACACUCUGCUGAUUGAUUCCUAGUGUAGCAAUAUAUAACAGUGGCAGUAUUUAGCCUGAGUGCCACAGUGCGCUGUGUGAAAGUCUUACUGAUGAUGAUAAAUGAUCUCAGUAACACUGUUAUGCUUAUUAUUUCACAUCAGUGUAUUUUUUUUCUUCUUCUUCAAUAAAGUCAUUUGAUUUGUACUA